This is a messenger RNA of Phytophthora infestans T30-4, 699 nucleotides long. RefSeq lists its product as uncharacterized. The record is from RefSeq and is a predicted model, not a curated record. The coding region runs from base 1 to 699 and encodes 232 amino acids. The transcript is spliced from 2 exons. Lineage: Eukaryota; Oomycota; Peronosporomycetes; Peronosporales; Peronosporaceae.
AUGAUGUCUCCGAUGGACUCGGCGGGCAACGCGCGUCUGGAAAAGGCGCGAGCGUGUAUCCGCAAGACGUUCGGACCAGGCGGCAGCGGACGUCGCACCAAGCGCGCGCUGGAAAUGGCGGACGAGGCGCCGACACAGGCCAAGACUCCGCGAACAAAGGUGCGCCAACGGAUCGCCCAGGCCUCGCAGCUCAAUACGGAGAGACUCUUCUUCCAAGAGUUUGGUAGCAGUGAGGAGCUCAUACGCGAAGAGUUCGACCUCGCCCGGCAAGCGGGCCACCCCCAGGUAGCAGGAGUUCCCACUAAUUAUUUCUCACUAUCGUCGACGGUAGCCACAGCCUUCACUAGCUCGUUGCCUGCGCCGUCGACGGCAGAUGUGAGCCAACUGACGCGACCCUCGCGUAUCCGGACGCCGCGAAAGGCGGCCACAAAGAGAGGUCGAGCAGGAGAGAGCAGUGCCGAGAAGGCGCUUGUGUUGAGGAAGCCCAGACUAGGUGGCGUCAGUGCGAGAAGCAUAGAUUAUUCCAAUGCAGGCGCAGCUCCAUCGUCGUCUUUGGACGCCCGCGCAUCUUUUGCGUUUGUUACCAACCGUGGUGACAGCCUGUCGACCAGAUUCUUCUCGAGAACGUCACCAAGCAAGUUCCAGUUCUCGUCGAACGCCACGAGACUGUUCUCCCAGCGCCAGGCGCCGCUGCGGUAA